CGCUUCAUUCACUGCAACACGGCCAUGGACAUGAAGUGAUAAUUCGAGAAAACGCUAGCUUAUUGUUUAACACAUGCUAGCAGCAUAAUUUACCCUAUUUUUUUGUUUUAAUUUAGAGGAAAGAAGCAAGCGUAACCUUAAUUUCGAGAAAAGUAAUCCAAAUGAAUAUUAUUCCGACGAAACGAACCGCGUUAAACUUAACGACCGGAGUCAUGAGCUGUCUUAUUCAUCCUCAAAAUGGAGUCGUGGAGGGACCAAUCCACUACGGCUCGGGGAAUUCAUCCCCGCAGAUUGCAGUGGGCUCAUCUAAAGAAAUUCAAAACGGAAAUGUGGGGUCAAACGACACCCCGAAACGACCCAAGAACCUGGUAGUAAACGGGUACGGAACAAAAACCCUCCGGGAAGACAGCGACGACCUCGACGGUGGCUCGUUACCGUGUACUCCGGAUCCAGACGGGGAAAUGGUCUCCAGUUGCCCAGCAGGCGAUGCGGUCCUGGAGAACGACACGAGGCAACUCAUUGGCCGUUUCCUGAGAGACUUUACUGGACUUUCCAAGCCUCAGUGGAAAGAAAGCAGAGCACUAACAACAAUGAAAAGAGUUGUGGAGGACGUUUUGGAUAAACACAGAUACGCAUACAAUGGAAUGGUCAACAAAUUGUCACUGGAUGAAAGGAGGGACGAUGCCAGUUUUGUCAGUGCAGUAGCCACGAGCCUCUUUGCAGACGGAACCACCAACUGGGGUCGGAUCGCCUGCCUAGUGGCCUUCGGGGCAGUGGUGUCACAAUACCUGAAGGAGCGAGGCAGGGACAACUGUGUGGAGCUGGUGGGACAGGAGAUCUCUACGUAUUUGCUAGCCGACCAGCGGGACUGGCUGGUGAAAAACAAUGCCUGGGAUGGUUUUGUCGAGUUCUUCAGAGUAGCAGACCCAGAGUCCACAGUGAGGAACACGCUCAUGGCCUUUGCUGGAUUCGCUGGUAUCGGGGCGACACUGGCCCUGUUGAUCAGGUGAAUUAUUGGACACUCAGAGGCUUAUUUUCACAUGAUGGAUGCUUCCUCCACUUUGAAAUCGGACAUUGAUGGACAUAAACUACUCAUUAGUGGUGCCUUUUCGUCUUUUCUUGGCCUCCCUUCCACCCCCAACUGCAAAACCUACCUUUGCUGUUGACGGAAAUGGAUGGACAUUACUGGCUGCAUUCAACCUUCAAAUAAUUAGGGAUUAUUUAAAUUACAGAGAAAUUUAUUUUUGUAAUAAAUGUAAAUUGUGUUUCUAUGCAAAAUUAAAGGUAAUGGGCAGUCAGUUGACCUGAUAUUUUUUUUUUUUUUUUUUUUGCUUAAUUGUCGCCUAAUUAUGUUUACUAGCUUGUUCAUAAUUAUAUUACAAUUUGUCCUUGCGGAUAUGGCGUUUUGUAAGUAAGCCAGGGCAAAAGCAGGAAGGGGAAUGCUGCAUUUUUCCUUGUUAUGCCCAUUUCCAUAAAGCCCAUUCAUAGCCCUCAGCCAGGGGAGGGGGGGGGGGGGAUUUACAUGAGUGUAGCUCAGCUUCCUGGUUAUGAAAAUGGUAGAUCUGAACUAGGACACAAGAAGCAAGCACAUGUGGGACUUUUUGUCUGGAGAAGUUUGAAGUCUGUUGGAAGGAAAUGCACAAGGACUGAGUUGGAAAGAUGCAGAUUGGGCUGGUCCAAGGCACCAAAGCUGACGGUCGUUGGGAAUGGGGAAUGGCUUUGGUCCUCCAGAGAGAGGAACGGACAAUGAUAAUCAUACAGAUCCUGUUGUAAGCUAACAAAUCUGUAUAGUUGACACAAUAAAAAAAGAAAAGAAAUUCACAUGGUA
Etheostoma cragini (Arkansas darter) is the source of this 1828-nucleotide messenger RNA. RefSeq names its product MCL1 apoptosis regulator, BCL2 family member b (gene mcl1b). Gene Ontology annotation, cellular component: mitochondrial outer membrane. The transcript has 3 exons. The record is from RefSeq and is a predicted model, not a curated record. Bases 162 to 1010 code for a protein of 282 amino acids. Gene Ontology annotation, biological process: extrinsic apoptotic signaling pathway in absence of ligand; positive regulation of apoptotic process; mitochondrial fusion. Gene Ontology annotation, molecular function: channel activity; protein heterodimerization activity; protein homodimerization activity. Lineage: Eukaryota; Metazoa; Chordata; Actinopteri; Perciformes; Percidae.